AUGAUUCCCACGACUACCUCCUCUUCAACAGUCCCCACGACCACCAUCACCAUCACUGCCACUACCACUCCCCUCACAACAACGACCAUUGGUAGUAGCACUAGUAGUGCUUCUCUCAUUCCAACCCUCACACCAUCUCCUUCAUCGUUAGUCGUAGCUACUCUUCCUUCAGGAUCCUCUUCAUCAUCCUCCUCCUCCUCCUCGGGUUCAACCUCCAUCAACAGCACCACCACUUCUCCCGGAACCACUUCCACUCUUCCAACAAGUACGAUCAGCACCAGCACCAGCACCAGCACCACUCCCUCAACAACAGCAUUAUCAUCCACUACAUGGGUGAGUAGUAGUACUAAUGGUGUUGGUGGUGUUGGUGGUACCACUGCCCUUGUCUCGUCGACCUCAGCCUCCUCCUCCUCCUCUUCUGCUUCUUCGACGAUUAGUAGUGCUACUACUCAACUACCUCGUGGAACCACAACAAGCAACAGCCAUCAAAACCAUCCUAAUAGAAACAUUGUGAUCGGAAAACCAGGAUCAUCCAGCACCAUCACCAAAGAUCCUGCCACUGAUUUAGCUCUAUUACAACAAUACCGAACAGAUAUUAUGAAAUUAUUUGAAACGGAAUUAAUGUUUGAUUUGGUGAUUGUGGUUGGUCCUUCUAAAUUAAUUGGUACUCAAGAAGAUGAAAGAAUAUCGAGUGGUAAAAGUACUCGUGAAUCACGAGUGAUACAAUACAACGAGUCUUCUGAGAUUCGAUUGAAAAACAAAUAUUAUCCUGCCGAUGAGUGCAGUGUCGUCGAGUUCAAAGUUCAUAGAGCUAUUUUAUGUGCACGCUGUGACUAUUUUCACAAAUUAUUUCAUUCUCAAAUGAAAGAUUCGAAACAAAUGUAUUUGAAAUUUCCAGAUAAGAGACCAGAAGAUAUGAAAUGCUUGUUAGACUUUUUCUAUUCUGCUGUCAUUAAUAUUAAUCAUUCCAAUGCUUUUGGUGUGUUAAAAUUGAGUGAUGAAUUGGGUGUUCAAGUUGUCAAAGAAAAAUGUAUUGAAUAUGUCAAGGAAUGUGUCAUGAGUGACAAUGUUUUUGAUGUUUUGGAAGAGUCCGCUUUCCACAACUUUGAUGACAAAAUUCAUUUGGGAGAGUUAGAAAUUUUCAUGGCUGUUCUUUUAUGGGGCAAACAUCAACUCAUUCACAAAAUGGGAAUUCCAAUCAUGUCGUCACAAAAGUCAGCAAGUACUCCACCCAAUGCUUAUCAAUCGAGUGGUUCCAUUCAAAGUUCGUCACAACACAAUAACUCCUCUUUGGGAGGAAAUGCCACUAAAACAGUCAUUUCUUAUUCAGUAGAUGGAAGUACUCAAAUCAAAACAGAGAAAUUGGGUGAACAUUCAACAAUUCAUAAAGUUGGAGCCAUUGAGAGUUUAACAGAUAGAAAUUUAUCCAUUUCAGAACAAAAACCUCAGUCGCAGCCUACAGGUACUGAACUUUCAAUUUCUGAGCAACACGCCAAACAUCAUGAAGAAGACGAUGAGACAGCCAAGGAUUGUGUGGAUGAGGAUGACGAUGGUGAUGACUUUGAAGAAGAAAUUAUUAAUAGUUUAGCCUAUAGCACUUUGAAUCCAGCAUCCAUGUUGUCAAGUAAUGCUCAAUCAAGAAUUCAAGAUGCAGGAGAGUUGCAAAAAAAACAGAGAGAGAAUUCAAAAAUUGUCAAUUACACUCAUGACAAGCAGUUUGUUAUGCAUUUAGCUAAAUUAUUAUACGAUGUAUUACAACAUGUAAGAUUUCCAACAUUGGAUCCUAUUGAAGUUUAUGAGUGUGUAGAAAUUUCAAAGGUUGUACCCAAUGAAUUGUUACUGGAAGCUUACAGAGCUCAUGCUUUGCAGAAUAGAAUUGAUUUAUUUAAUUCUGCAAGACUCAAAGUAAGAGAGGGCUCUUUGUUCUAUGUGAGUGGAGUUUGUACGGAUGUGCCCAUCAGCAAAUUGAAGGGAUGGUGUUUGUAUUAUCACAAACCAUAUCAUCACCCAACAAGCGAGGCAGAUAUUCAAGCUGGUAAAGGCACUCGUAUUCUCAUUGGAGCACGACAUAAAAACUCAUCCACGUUGGCACUUUGUGCAAUGGGUAUGAAGCAAAAGUUUUACGCGAAACGUUUGAACACGAAACCACAAAAGAAAAUGGUUGCUAUUUCUAUCAUUGGAAAAAUCAUUCCUUUGGGUUUAGUGACACUCCAAAUGUUCAGUUGGGUACAGCUGAUCUUUCAGAAGGAGCAGCUAAGCUUAGUUGGCAUCUCACAGGACGUGGAGGUUAUCGAUGUGGAUUUCUUACCAGUUUAA
Messenger RNA from Naegleria fowleri, 2316 nucleotides. RefSeq lists its product as uncharacterized. Bases 1 to 2316 code for a protein of 771 amino acids. The record is from RefSeq and is a predicted model, not a curated record. Gene Ontology annotation, molecular function: protein binding. NCBI's taxonomy places the organism in Eukaryota, Heterolobosea, Eutetramitea, Acrasida, Naegleriidae. The transcript has 2 exons.